Erinaceus europaeus (western European hedgehog) is the source of this 2088-nucleotide messenger RNA. RefSeq names its product regulator of nonsense transcripts 3B-like. Gene Ontology annotation, biological process: positive regulation of translation; nuclear-transcribed mRNA catabolic process, nonsense-mediated decay. Gene Ontology annotation, molecular function: mRNA binding. Lineage: Eukaryota; Metazoa; Chordata; Mammalia; Eulipotyphla; Erinaceidae. The transcript has a single exon. Gene Ontology annotation, cellular component: nucleolus; cytoplasm. The record is from RefSeq and is a predicted model, not a curated record. Bases 5 to 1348 code for a protein of 447 amino acids.
GACAAUGAAAGAUGGGAAGGACCACAGACCUAAGGAGAAGCGAGUAAGCCUCCUGACUCCCUCGCGGGCUACAGGUAGUGGCGCUAUGGCUGCAGGGGACAGUGGCAAGGCAGACGAUAAACAGGAUCAGAACAAGGAGAAGAAAGAGGUGCUGAGCAAGGUGGUCAUUCGGAGAUUACCUCCCACUUUGACCAAGGAGCAGCUCCUGGCACAUCUUCAUCCCUUGCCAGACCAUGAUUAUUUUGAAUUUUUUUCUAAUGAUACGAGUCUGUAUCCUCAUACGUACUCCAGAGCGUACAUCAACUUUAAAAACCAACAAGACAUUCUUUUAUUCAGGGAUCGCUUUGAUCGUUAUAUAUUCCUUGACAGUCAAGGUCAGGAAUACCCUGCUAUAGUAGAAUUUGCACCUUUUCAAAAAGCUGCAAAAAAGAAGAUCAAAAAAAGAGACAACAAAGUUGGGACUAUUGAUGAUGAUCCAGAGUAUAGAAAAUUCUUGGAAAAUUAUGCAACUGAUGAGAAAAUGACAUCUACUCCAGAGACACUGCUAGAGGAAAUAGAAGCAAAAAAUAGAGAACUAAUAACUAAAAAGACAACCCCACUUUUGAGCUUCCUGAAAAACAAGCAGAGAAUGAGAGAAGAAAAACGAGAAGAAAGGAGGAGACGGGAAAUAGAAAGAAAAAGACAAAGAGAAGAAGAGAGGAGGAAAUGGAAGGAAGAAGACAAGCAAAAACGGAAAGAUAUCGAAAAGCUAAAGAAGCUGCUCAAGAAACCAGAAAAAUCUGAAAAAGAAAUGGACAGGAGAGACAAAUCUAUGAAGUUGGACAAAGAGAAUCUGAAUGAUGAUAGAGGCAUUGGGGUAGCCUGCACACUACCCAGACGUUCCGACGUGGAAUUUAAAGAUGAAAGAUUUAGGAGAAUGGAAGAUGAAUGUGGCAGAGACAAUAGGGAAAGGGACCGGGAUUAUGAGCGAGACCAAGACCGUAAUUUUUGGGAACGAGAGAGGCAGAGGCGUCAGGAAGAGGAGCAAUGUCGGAGGCAGAAGGAGAGGGCAUUUAAAAGAAAGGAAGAAGAAAUGAGAAAAGAGAAAGACUUGCUUCGCGAUAAAGGAAAGAAGGCCGAAGCUACUGAAACCCUGAGUAGCUUAGAAAAACUUGAAAAGAAAGACGAAGUGAUUAAGAGAGAUCGCAUAAGGAAUAAGGAUCGCCCAGCAAUGCAACUUUACCAACCAGGAGCUCGAAGCCGAAACCGACUCUGUCCCCCGGAUGACAGCACAAGGCCUGGGGAUUCGACAUUAGAAAAAAAGCAGGAAAGUGGUAUUAGCCAUAGAAAAGAAGGUGGAGGGGAGUAAUAGGUCCAGGUUCCCUUAGGUGUCCUGUCUAGGCUGCCAAAAGAGCAAGUAUUAAGCAAUCCAGAAGUGCCUUCAGGGCAAAGGGAUAUAUAGGGAGAAGGAGUCGCUGUACUGGUGGGGUCCACUGCAGAAGAAUGUGUUUUAUGUCAAUGCAGGAACCAGAUUUAAGGUUUAGACUGGAAGUACAACUUUAUUGCUUAUGCAGUUCCUACAAACAGUUUCCAUGUGGUAGAGGUGAUGAAGGUUACAUGAGUUAGAAUUUGCAGGCCAGGAAGCAGCAAGCAGUGGCCUAGUUAGGGCAUAAGGAAACAAGUGGGCAAAAAAGGUUUUGUUACCCCUAGGUUGAAUGUUCUCAGAUGCAAGCAGAGCAGUCAUUUGGAAGUCUCAUUCCCCUCGAGGUAUAGUCAGGCACUAUUGGGGAUAACUGUUGAUGCAGCACGCAUGUCAGUAUAGCAAAAAUGUCCAGUGACGGGUGGAGUAGAUAUUUGCCUGUGCACAUAUUUUAGUCUCCCAUCUGCUGUCUAGAUCCCAAAGUUUCAAUAUUAGUUGUAGUUGCUUUACUUAGGAGAGUUUAGGGUGCAGAGACAAUCUUUCCCUUUGGCCUUAAGCAAGUUUUUCAUUGUAUGGGGAAAGCUGAAACUUUUUCUGAUUAUUGACAAACCAGUCUUUGUUUUAAUCUUGGGUCUCAUGAUCUGGGUGCAAAAGCUCUUCAGUAAGGAAACUGCAAAAAGUUCUUGUUC